ACCGGGAGCUGAAAGAAAGACAAACAGACUAGAAGAAAAAACAAACAGCUGUUGCAGAUUAGCGCUUCAGGCUUCAUCAGCUUUCAGAAGAACAUUGUUAUUUUUCGUUGUUAGUUUUUACAGAAUUUCUAAAAGGCAAAAUGAUAAGCAACAGAAUCAUUGUCAGCUCCAUCGUGGUGCUUUUGACCCUGCUGGCCACCUGUGAAGGCAUGGGAGUGGAACUGCACUGCCGUUGCAUUCAGACAGAAAGCAAACCUAUUGGCCGCCACAUCGAGAAGGUGGAGUUGAUUCUUCCCAACUCCCACUGCGAGGAGACGGAGAUCAUUGCCACACUGAAAAGGACAGGUGAAGAGGUUUGCCUUAAUCCUGAGGCCCCCUGGGUCAAGAAAGUGAUCAACAAGAUCAUGUCCAGCAGACCCUGAGCUGAAGAACUGAAGCGACACAAGAGAUGUGCUUCAUGAACGAGCUGUUUUUUAACCAACAAAAAUCACUGAAAUCACCGUUUUCCUUUCACGAGAUGAAUGUCAUCAUAUGCAACUAGCAGUACCACUCGCCUGAAAACCUGUUAAAAAUGACAGAAUUUUGAUUGAAGUGUUUGUAUCAAACACCUUAUUUUUUUACUUCAGUAUAUGUAUUCUCCAUGUAUUCUCCUGUCAUGAAGAAAGGGAGGCUACCUAUUUCCCUGUGUGUAUGUAUUUAUGUAUUUAUGAUUAUAA
Messenger RNA from Pundamilia nyererei, 716 nucleotides. RefSeq names its product chemokine (C-X-C motif) ligand 8a (gene cxcl8a). Gene Ontology annotation, cellular component: extracellular region. Gene Ontology annotation, biological process: immune response; chemotaxis; defense response. The record is from RefSeq and is a predicted model, not a curated record. Gene Ontology annotation, molecular function: chemokine activity. NCBI's taxonomy places the organism in Eukaryota, Metazoa, Chordata, Actinopteri, Cichliformes, Cichlidae. The coding region runs from base 141 to 422 and encodes 93 amino acids. The transcript has 4 exons.